AAAUUAAAAACAGAACAAAAAACAGAGUACUCUGUUUUUUUAUAUAUAGAUGAUAAACUUUAUUAUGUGGUUAACCUUAGUUUUGUUUCCCAUCUUCAACUUGUUUGGUGAUAAUGGCAAUAUCUUCCUUCCUCUUCAAACUGAUAUUGCUGUUUCUCACCAUUCAUGAUUUAUUUAUUAUGCAAAGUCAUGGCCUAAAUUUUGGAAUAAACUAUGGACAAAUAGCAAACAAUUUACCCUCUCAUUCACGUGUAGCAGCACUUAUAAAAUCAUUGAAUGUCACAAGAAUAAAACUCUAUGAUGCUGAUCCAAAUGUUCUCUCAACAUUCUCAAAUUCAAAUGUUGAAUUCAUGAUAGGACUUGGAAAUGAGAAUCUUCAGAAUAUGAGAGACCCUAUUAAAGCACAAACAUGGAUUCAACAAAACGUUCAACCUUACCUUUCAAAAACCAAAAUCACUGCAAUUAACGUAGGAAACGAGGUACUAGGUAACAAUGAUAUUAACAGUUAUAUAAACCUUCUUCCAGCAAUGCAAUCAGUGUAUAAUGCACUUGUUAGUCUUGGAUUAUCUCAACAAGUUACCGUCACAACUUCGCAUUCUUACGUCAUUUUGUCGAAUUCAUUUCCACCUUCAUCUGGUUCUUUUAAAGAAGAGUUCAUACAAUAUAUUCAACCACUUCUUAGUUUCCAUGCUCAAACGAAAUCGCCUUUUCUGAUAAAUGCUUAUCCUUUUUUCGCAUACAAAGGUGAUCCAGAACAUGUUUCAUUAAACUAUGUCUUGUUCCAACCAAAUUCUGGUUCUGUUGAUCCUGCUACAAAUCUUCAUUAUGAUAACAUGUUAUAUGCUCAAAUUGAUGCGGUUUACGCCGCUAUAAAGGCGUUAGGACACAACGAUAUCGAGGUUAAGAUUUCCGAGACGGGUUGGCCUUCUAAAGGUGAUGCUGAUGAGGUUGGUGCUUCACUACAGAAUGCUGAAAUUUAUCAUACUAAUUUGUUGAAGAGGAUUGAGAUGAGACAAGGAACCCCUGCAAAACCUUCUGUUCCUGUUGAUAUUUAUGUUUUUGCACUUUUUAAUGAAGAUUUGAAACCUGGUCCUUCUUCUGAGAAAAACUAUGGCCUUUAUUAUCCGGAUGGUACUCCGGUUUAUAACAUCGGUUUGCAACAAAGUCAAGGCGGUUAUUUUCCAGAAAUGGUUAUCGAAUCCAAAUCCAAUAUUUUGUCCAACAAUUUUGUCGUCAGCAUACUUGCAUUAUUCUUGGUGUUUGUUUGGGAGAUUAGAAGAUUUUGACGAGGAAAAAAUGAAAACCAAGAAAUUUCAAAUGGACUAUUCUUUUAUGGAAGGACUUGUUGAAGGUGAGGAAAAUUUUGAUUUUGUCAUUGAAUUUUUAGUUAUUUUUUAGUUACUAGUAUGAGGGUACUCAAUAAUGAUAAUAUGGUGAUGGGUCUCCAUCUUUCUUAUCUUCCAACUUGGAUAUUGCAAUCAUGCAUGUGCAUGUUCAUCCGUGAAUGAAAUGAUUCUUGUCUUCAACUAUACAAAAGUCCAAAUUCGGUUAUACAAAAGGAUGAAAGAAAGACUCCAGGAUUCCUCUUGCCAGAUAAUCAAACAACAUGAAUUUUUGUCAAUGUCUUGGAACCUUAUCUCAUAUGUAGAAUCUCCUUUUUUCCACCACUUUACCCUUUCUAUCAUAUUUUUUAGAUCAUGAUUGAAGAUCUGAUUCUAAAUUGUCUGAUUUCAAUCAAACGGCGUCUUUUGUCACGCAAGAGUGCCAUGUGUUAGUUACAUUUGAUGGUAAUGUUUGUGCAGAUGUGACUUAUGAACAUAUGAACGGUGAAUGGAGAAAGAAAACUUUCAAAGGAACAUGAUUUAGAAUUUUAAUCAUGUUGGUUAAUUUGUUGGACGAAAAUAAUGUCAAAUGGAAUAAUAUUGUAUAUGAAAAAGCAGGUCACAAAAAGUGGGCUGGAGGCUGCUGUUUUAGACAUGGACAUGAAUGUUCCUUUGAAAAUGAAUUUGUAAAAUUUCUUACAUCAUCAUCAUAAGUGUCUUUUAUCUAUGCUUGGCCUUUUGCUGCAUAAAAAUUAUUAUCUUUUUUUGAUAUUUUCCAUGUUCUCAAAUGUGAGCAUUGUUUAAUCUUUGCAGGGAGAUAAAAGAUAAAAGCAGAAGAGUUUUUUUAUUUGGAAAGCAAGUUCUACAUUUUUUGUGCACAGCCAUUGGAGGA
Lathyrus oleraceus (garden pea) is the source of this 2214-nucleotide messenger RNA. Its product is annotated as glucan endo-1,3-beta-glucosidase 14. Lineage: Eukaryota; Viridiplantae; Streptophyta; Magnoliopsida; Fabales; Fabaceae. The coding region runs from base 114 to 1286 and encodes 390 amino acids. The record is from RefSeq and is a predicted model, not a curated record. Gene Ontology annotation, molecular function: hydrolase activity, hydrolyzing O-glycosyl compounds. Gene Ontology annotation, biological process: carbohydrate metabolic process. The transcript has 3 exons.